GAUCCAGUCUUGAUGCCGACUUGCUUGGCAAGUCUGUUUUGGCAUGCUGCACUGGGCACCACAGCUGGUCCCGCUCUUCUUCACAACAACUUUGCUGCCUUCGGUGAUGAGCUUCACAAUGGCUUACAACAUCGGCAGGUCCAAUAAACAAAACAACAAGAAUGUGUCGUUACUGCUGGACAGCCUCUUGCAAGGUUACAACCACCAUGUUAGACCUGGAAGAGUCGACACGCCAACGGACGUGUAUAUUGAUAUCGAAGUGCGAAGCAUGGGACCAGUGUCUGAAGUUGAUAUGACGUACUCGAUGGAUUGUUAUUUUCGGCAAAGUUGGAUGGACCGCCGACUGGCUUUUCGCGGGUCCAUGCCGUCUAUGACCCUGUCCAUAUCCAUGCUGCAGAAAAUAUGGCGACCAGAUACGUCGUUCUUGAAUGGCAAGCACUCCUACCUGCACACCAUCACUCAGCCCAACAAAUUUGUCCGACUAGCCCAGGACGGCACUGUGCUAUACUCAUCAAGGCUGACUGUGAGUGCGAGCUGUCCUAUGAACUUGGAGAAAUUUCCCAUGGACACUCAACGUUGCCCUCUUCGCAUCGGAAGCUCUGGGUAUCCUGCAAAAGAGGUGAUGUUUCGCUGGAAUCCGAAGCGUCGUGUGGUGAUUGCGUCGGAUAUGAAACUGAACCAAUUCGACCUCGUCCGAACUCCAACUGAUAAUCAAAGCGACUUUUCCAGGAAAGAAGGACCGUUCGCCAUGCUCUUGGUGAGCUUCCAGCUGAAGCGUCACAUGGGUUACUUCCUGAUCGAGGUGUACGCACCCUGUACCUUGCUGGUGGUGCUCUCCUGGGUGUCCUUCUGGAUCAACCGAGAGGCCACAGCCGAUAGGAUUGCUCUUGGUGUGACCACUAUACUCACGAUGACGUUCCUCGCACUGGAAAGCCGGAACGAUUUGCCAAAAGUUCCUUACUGCACUGCCCUGGACUACUAUGUGGCCAUUGGCUUUGGUUUUGUCUUCGCCACCAUUGUCGAAUUCGCUAUCGUCCAUUAUUUCACCAAGGUUGGAAGCGGGGAGUUUUAUUACUGCCCGGAGAUGGAAGCCGAGCGACUGAGAGCAUCAUCGGAAGAAAGCUGUGGCGAAGAGAGCGGUAGCGACGAGCAGCAGCCCUUAGAAUCGGUGACCUACCGGGAGGCUGGAGACCACUGCCAGAGGUUGCACUCUAAGAAGAUGAUCUCGUUACCUAGCAACGCUAUCUAUUGCACCGACGCCGAGCGAUCGGAAGCCACCGUGGCCUUCAUCGGAUCGCCCGGCUCUACGCCUCCCGGAGAGGACGCAGUGGCGGCAGGUUCGGUCAACGGCCAUCUGGAAGCCCCCGCAGAUCAGUCGGCGUGUCCCGCGCGGCACGGGACUGUGAGGCACGGCUUGAGACAAGGCAGCAGGAGAAGCGUGAGGCGGCGGGACUAUCGUCGUCAGAAGAGGCCCUCGCUGAUGGCGCGGCGCCGAAUGUCCAGCCAGAUCCAGGAACUUUGGAUCAACAGCGUCAGCAAGGUCGACAGGGUCUCCAGGGUGGUCUUCCCGCUCGCGUUCAUUGUGGUCAACACGGUGUACUGGCUCACCUAUUUCCGGGAAGACGACGACAGCUGAUGGCGUCGUGUACGCGUGCGCGUUGCCAUGACCGGGCUUACACACUCGCACAGGUCGGACAGUGGGCGUCAACUAGCGUGUCCACUGAUGCGCCUGAUCAUCGUGUACACUUUCUGCGCAUUCUAGCUAGUUGUUUAUCAGAAGGUAAGACGAUAAUUCGUGCGAAGUGUUACGCAGAGUAAGGUUAUCCUUCAUUUUCGCGGGGUCAUAACACGGCUGUUUGAAAGCAUUAGCAUGCCGGGAAGAAAGGAUUGACACUUUAAAAAUAAGCAUAUGCACAUCAAAAGCGCUAAAGGACACCCAAGAUCACCGAAGACACUGUUGCGAAGUUACAGACAAAAUCAGAUCAUAUUACUGGCUUGCAAAAGUCCUCGCAGCGUGCCUAAGGGAUAGCGUAUGGAGAUUGCCCGUGCCAUACUGUUGGUACCGAGAGUCAUCUGAUGUGGUGGCCGAUCGCGAACAUUCAUUAGCUCAUAUUAGGUAAGCCAUAGAUGCAUCUCAUGAGAGCUGUGCUUUGUACGAAAUGAGAGUAUUUACUAUAGACUGCCCGGUUAUAACGAGAUUUGUGCCGGUUAGGUAUUUUAACGACCUCAGAGUGUCACCUUUGAUGUUGCAAAAACAGUAUUCCGCAAAAACAUGACGUAGUUUGGUCCAAGCGUGCAACGAUACAAUAAGUAAUAGAGGUUAUAAACAGCACGUUCCUCUCUUCAGCAAUUCUAAUUUCUGUUUGCCUCCUCGAAACGCCUCAUUGUACACUGAGUCCCAACACCCGAAAGCGAACCCACAAUCUGGGGUCAUAUUUCGUCACAAUAGUUUCCAUAAUACCUUCAUCUACGCCAUUCGUUAUCGCAGCUGGCGAUAAGCCACGCCUUUGUUAUUGCCGAUUUCAGCCAUUCGGCUGG
Molecule: messenger RNA, 2538 nt
Organism: Rhipicephalus sanguineus (brown dog tick)
Lineage: Eukaryota; Metazoa; Arthropoda; Arachnida; Ixodida; Ixodidae
Product: gamma-aminobutyric acid receptor alpha-like
Exons: 10
Coding region: 44-1636 (530 amino acids)
Biological process (GO): signal transduction; nervous system process; regulation of membrane potential
Cellular component (GO): synapse; membrane; neuron projection
Molecular function (GO): extracellular ligand-gated monoatomic ion channel activity; neurotransmitter receptor activity; GABA-A receptor activity
Source: RefSeq, a predicted model, not a curated record